Molecule: messenger RNA, 3456 nt
Organism: Brenthis ino (lesser marbled fritillary)
Lineage: Eukaryota; Metazoa; Arthropoda; Insecta; Lepidoptera; Nymphalidae
Source: the annotation of a GenBank genome assembly
AUGGCGCUACUGGUUAUACUUGUUAUGGUGACGUUUACGCAAGCUUUAAGUACUAAUGGAGAGAUGGCGCUGGCAAAUAUUACAAGAUUUGCUUCAGGAGAUCUUUUCUCUUUAGUUGGUACGGACUGUGGAUUAACUCGAUGCAUGGAGGUUAGCCGUGGCACCGCACUUGCCACUUUGGGAAGCAGCGGUUGUGUAUGUCAAUGUCGCAGGGAAUUCCCUGCUUUUAGGGAGGACCAGAAAGUCUGUGUAAAUCUUAUAGAUGAAAUAGAAGACGCAAUCUGUGCAGUUACGAGCGCCCAGUAUCUAUCUCCAUCCGGAUGGGUCACAUUACGAGAUUUAGUCGAUAAUGAUGUUCCAUUUGGAUUGUAUAGAGAUGAAGGCAGUACUUAUUUGCAGUGGCGCGGCUCACCCACCCUCCACACUCGCCUGGAAGGACGUUUGAUAGCUGUUCAUGUUCUAUGUUCCGCGCCCAAGCCAGCACAUCUCGCAGCAUCGUGUGCGGCUUUUCGUGUAGCUGGAAUCACUCGUAAUACGAUAUUAGAUGUUAGGUCUAUACCUUUUCACGCAGGAGAAACAGUAACCACUGAGCCGACCUCACAAAGCCACGGUUUAAGCGUUCUGGAAUCGUUAGCAAUAGGCGUCUGUGUGUUAAUGAUAGUUUUCGUAUAUGCCGCGGGCAUUAUAUUCUACAUACAUUACAAACAAAAACAAAAGAAACGAAUUAAGGACCCUGAGAUGAAUCUCUCUCAUACACUGUCUACUGAUAAUGGCUCUACUAUCGAUUCACGCAUUGGCAUAGAUAGUAUGAGAAUGAAGUCAAAUCCAUUGUUAAAUUUGGAGAAUAUGAGAAGUGAUUAUUCAAAUGACGCAGGUCUUUCAGACGUCAGUGAACACACGGAAGAUACUUUUGAUUCAUCCUCAGUUAAUACUCAAAAGUUCCAAGAAAAAAGUGCAAAUGUCGUAUCCGCCGUAGUACAUUCUAGAAAGAAACCAUCCAGACCUACAAUUCGUGCAUCCACGCCGGAGCAACUCGAGAGGAUACAACGGCGAUCAUCUUCGCCAGAACUUGAAAAAGCACCGCAUUCCGAUCUAUCAAUACUAGAUUGCAUAGAUGAAGAUGAAGCUGUUCAGCCUGAAGGAGAACCGGUUGUUAGAAGGAAGUUGUAUUUCAACCCGGUGUUCUUCGAAAUAGAUUUAUUAAAGAAUCCACCACCAGCAGCAAUGGAAUUUUUGGUAAAAUUAAGGGAAGUGAUGACACUAGCCAAAGAAAAAAUGACUUCAAAAAAAUUUAUACCAGUGUUGUCAGAUAUACCUGAAGAGGAAUCCUAUCACACUGUAGACCUUGGUUGGGACAUCCCUUGUGCUAGACGAGGACGAAGAUUUAGUGCUAUUAGUUUGAAAAGAGAAAAUAGCCGCAGAGCGAUCCAUUGUGGCGGUUGUCCAGGAUGCGAUAGUUCCAAAAUGCAGAAAAGUACUAGCUUAAUUCGAUCUAACUCAUGCAAAACUUGUGUAAGUGAUGAUUAUAAACAAAGAAUAGUUCAAAAAUGGCUGGACGAUGUACCUACUCCAGCUGUUACUGUUAAUAAACCAAUGAAAUCUGUAGCCAAAGUUAGUGGUACUCCACGAGUUAUUGAGCCAAAAGAUAAAGAUAUGCGACUUACUCCGAUUGAACCUGUGACUAACGUAGACUCAGACACUAUUAAAAUUACUGAAUCUAUUGUUAAAGAGUAUUUGAAAGAUAAAAUUGCGAGGGAUAGCGGUAACAAUAAUCUUAAUAAUGUGAAUAAAAGUGAUGUUAUAAUAGCUAAAGCCACUGUAAUUACAAAUUCAGAAAGAAAAAGUCCUUCAAAUCAUGCAACUAGGCGUAUAAGGAAGAAAUUACCCCCUCCACCCCCACCGCCAUCAAAUAACACAGACGUUAGUAAAUUUGAUGAAAUUGAACCAGUUUCUCCGGAAGUUAAAAGAAAAAUGGAAGCUGUUAUUAGAGAAUUAAAUAAAUGCAAGCGAACUGAGCCAGAAAUAAAUUCAACAGCGCCAAAGUUAAUAAUCCCAGUUGUAGCGGCCGACUCACAUUACUUCAGUGAUGACAACGUACUCUCUGAAAGUAAAAAGGAUUUAGAUCAUGAAAGUGCAAAUGAUUUUGAUAGUCUAGAAAGGAGAACUCCCAAAAAGAGAAGAUUUUCAUUAGAUUUUGGGCCAGAAUUAAAUCACAAAGAAGUAUUGUUACAAAAUAACCAAAUAUCACGCGAUAGAUUGACACGUAGUUGGAGAGAUUUAAAAGAUGCGUCAAAAAUAUCACCUCAAACUAUAAGCUUUGAGUCUAAUAAUAAAAGAAUUUCUAACCAUAAUAAUGUAUUCAUUAAUUCAGUGGAACCAAUAUAUAACAACGUAGAGAGGCUCGGACCGCUCACUAUUGAAGUCCGAGGUUCCCCAGUAGAUAAUUGUAAAAAAGAAUACGACGACUUUGACCCAGAUACACUUGAUAGAAAACCAAAAAGACAAAGAGAAACGACUGAAAGCAAGAAAUGCGUUGAAAAAAUCCUUCUAAAAUCGGGAGGAAGCUUUAAACAUAAAUUAGUAGUAUCUGAAACGGAACAAAAGAAAAGUCCUCCAGAAGCCGCUUUCACCCGAAAAAUAGGCAGUUUGAGACAAAUAUACGAAGCAAACAAAAGUAAAAGUCAAAUUAAGAGGCCAUUUAUUGAGCGACGCGGUAGCCUUCCAUACGGAACACAGGAAAUAGCUUCAUAUGUUCGAAAUUUGGAGAGGGACAAUGAAAUCGAACCAAAGCCGCCACUACCAAGCAAGAAACGGGAAGCUAAUUCAAAGAAUAAUACACCAAGAAACAGCCCACCAAGUGAUAGAUAUCGAUCAUCCGAAGAAAGAGAUCGAUUUCCGCCGUAUUCUCGGACCGAUAACAUCAAUAUGAGACGAUCCGGUCGAAGAUCGGCUAGAACAAGAUCUAGACGAGUCGAUAUAAAAAAACUUUGUCGAACUGAAGAUUCAGGCUAUUUGAGUACUGAUUCAAACGAAUCUAAACGAAGAGCGAGAUAUUUAAUGCAAUUAAAACCUAAAAUUCAAUUAGAACCAAUUCAGAAAACUGUUAAAAUGAACUCUUUGCAUAUAGAUACAGACACGGACGAAUUAGAAUCUCUAUGCGACGGUCGAAGCGAGUCUGGAGGAGAAAGUAUUGAAACAGACUCGGUGUUUUUUGGCAAUUUGGACGAUUCUAAGUUAAUUUUCGAGGAAUUCGGCUUAGAAUUGGAGUCUUCUAAGUUAAAUCAAAAUCAAAUAGAUUCAGGGUUUGUUGGUGAAACGAAUAUAAUUUUAAGUGGUGACAGUGAUUCAGAACACAAAAGUGUUAUUUCAAUAGUAACGGGUCACGACGGUAGAGCCUCAGCGUCUUCUAUAUCGAAUUUAGACGAUUCGCCAUACAUACAGUCUGUAGAAUGUACG